This is a messenger RNA of Pogoniulus pusillus (Red-fronted tinkerbird), 4028 nucleotides long. RefSeq names its product phosphomannomutase 1 (gene PMM1). Gene Ontology annotation, molecular function: phosphomannomutase activity. Gene Ontology annotation, cellular component: cytosol. Gene Ontology annotation, biological process: mannose metabolic process; protein N-linked glycosylation; GDP-mannose biosynthetic process. Bases 534 to 1313 code for a protein of 259 amino acids. The record is from RefSeq and is a predicted model, not a curated record. Lineage: Eukaryota; Metazoa; Chordata; Aves; Piciformes; Lybiidae. The transcript is spliced from 8 exons.
AACUCUGAGAUAAGAGAAGGGUAGAUGUCUGCUUUCAUAUGUAAGGUUAGGAGCGAUGAAUGCCUAACCGAGCUCUUACUUCAGGGGAGUUCGUUGUUGUUUCGCAUGUGAGACCUGUCUUGUGUCUCAGGCGGGGUGCCGGGUUCGCAAGUCAUCGCCUAGCGCCCUUUUCUGCGCGGACCUGGGCUGGAGCAAGCGCCUCGCCUCUGUGCGUCCACUGCCUGCUGCACACCGGGUGGAGAACCCAGGUGUGGGACACUGCUAACAACCACAGAUGUGAAGACGCCCCCCAGCCCCCCAGAUCUAUUGAUGGGGCUUCGAAGCAACAGAUACAACGGAAGAGCUGAAACGGGGAAGCCGUCCCUGGGCGCCAGGUCCAGGCGCUGCUGGAAGGCCGUGGGAGGCACGGGGGUAGGGAGAGCGGGGGGCGGAGGGGCAGCUCCCAUCCCUCCGGCGGGGGGGCAGGCGCGGCCGCCAUCGCCGCCCCGGCGCGGUCCCGCCCCCCGCUUGCAGAGGCCGGAGCGGCGGCGGGGAUGGCGGCGGUGGCUCCGGCACGGGGUCGGGUGCUGUGCCUCUUCGACGUGGACGGGACCCUAACGCCGGCUCGGCAGAAAAUCGAGCCGGAGGUGGACGCGUUCCUGCGGGAGCUGCGGGAGAGGGUGCACAUCGGCGUGGUGGGAGGCUCCGACUAUGCCAAGAUAGCCGAGCAGCUGGGGGACGGGGAUGAAGCCAUUGAAAAGUUUGACUACGUCUUCGCAGAGAACGGCACAGUGCAGUAUAAGAAUGGGCAGCUGAUCUCCAAGCAGGCUAUUCAGGACCACUUGGGGGAAGAGCUGCUGCAGGAUCUAAUCAACUUCUGUCUCAACUACAUAGCCCUGCUGAAGCUGCCCAAGAAACGAGGAACCUUCAUCGAGUUUCGCAAUGGGAUGCUGAACAUCUCCCCCAUCGGACGGAGCUGCACCCCAGAGGAGCGCAUUGAGUUCUCUGAGCUGGACAAGAAAGAGCGCAUCCGGGAGAAGUUUGUGGCAGCCUUGCAGAGGGAGUUUGCUGGCAAGGGCCUGCGUUUCUCUCGAGGUGGCAUGAUCAGCUUUGACGUCUUCCCAGAGGGCUGGGACAAGCGCUACUGCCUCAAUGUACUCGAUGAUGAGAGAUUUGACACCAUCCACUUCUUUGGGAAUGAGACAAGCCCUGGGGGGAACGAUUACGAGAUCUACGACGACCCCCGCACAGUGGGGCACAGCGUCCAGUCCCCGCAGGACACGGUCCGGCGCUGCCGGGAGCUCUUCUUCCCAGAGAGAGCGAAUGAGUGCUGACUGCUAAGUCCCCACAGCCCUGCCCCAGCCCCACCCCCUACCCCCGCCAGGACAAGCACCUUCACUUGAGGAAUCUGCUCAGGGUAGACUGCACAAAAAGCCACUUUCCAGAGCGGGUCAGGAGGUACCGAGUGAGUGUGGGUGGGUGCGCAGGAGGAUGCUUCUGCCCAGCACCCCUGUGACACUCCAUGGAUACGGUUUGGGCUUGAGGGGCCUCCUCACCUCCAGAAGAACUUCCCUCAUGACAGUUCAGGCCACAGUGGGUGGCAGUGCCGAUGCUUUCUUGGCCAGAAAGCAUCUGAAAGGGCCAGUCAUGAAAGUGUGUGUGCCCAUCCUGCACUCCCUCCCCCCUUCAGUUUUGCAGUCUCCCUGCACCAGGGAAUGUGUGGCUCACCUUCCUCUCCCCCUUGCACCUCUGCUGGGGCUUCUCAGUCCCCAGGCACUCUCUCACCAGAGCUACACUGCACUGAGAGGCCAGCAAGGCUGUUUGCUCCAAGCUCGUGGUAGGAAAGGGUAGCAGUGACUCGUUGCAGUGAUGUGCAUCCUAAUGGAGAGGAUCACCGAGUCCUUUACCUCUGUGCCACACCAUGCCAGUUCCUACAGCUGAUCUGGGAAAGAGUUUAAACACGAUUCUGCUCCUGCUCUGAGCUUUGCUCAGGUGCCUGAAGAAACUAAUCCUCUCUUUAGCUUACAAAAGAAAUGACUGCUGUGGGUGUGUUUCCCGUGUUCUGCAGAAGCUGGUAAAUGAGACCUUGCUUGGUGUGUGCUGAGCAUCCUGCAGAGCCACUGGGGCAGAAGAUUUCUCAGGGGUUUUCCCACUUGCAUGUCCAUUAGGUGUCACAGAUGUGUCACUGUAAAAUCUUACCCAGGACAGUCUUAACAGACUGAGUCUCCUUCCUCGCCAGCGCUCAGCUUUCCAUCAUGCUGCCAGGGUCAUUCUCAGAGAGGGCUGGCACAGGCCAGACCUGGCUUCCCAUGCAGAGGUACAUACUCCACGGUGCUCUCCAAGCUUGCUUUCCACUCCACCUCAUCCCACACACACUUCACACGGUCACCUUUAGGGACACAGGUUCUCCAGUGUAGAUGUCCUGUGUCAUCUUGCUCCUCUCUUCUGCUAGGUCUCUGUGGGCUGCAAGCCCACAUCUGUUCUUUGAGCCUUGACCUCCUCCCUCGCACUGCCCCUUUAUUCCCAGCGGUUCUAGAAUCUUGUAGGCUGUAAAAGACCUUUAAGAUCAUCAAGUCCAAACAUUAAUCUAACACUACCAAGUCUGAUCUUUGUUAUUCUGGGCUGUGUGACCACAGCAGUGAUGCUAGUCACAACUUGGUGCUCAAGAGGAGCUCAGGGAUCCCCACCCCAGGAGAUGUCCUGCUUGUAGCUCCCAGGGCACUCGUUUGUUGUGGACCUGAAGGGUGCCAGAGAUCCCUGCAGCCCCUUCCCCACAUUGCUCCCUGAGAGCCUUUCUCAUGACACCCUUAUUGAUAUGGCACUACUCCAUCUCUUGUUUUCUCUCCUCUUUUUGUCCUGUUCCUGCUUUCCUCAUCAUUACUUUUCACCUCCUACCUAGCAGCUGGACUGCAGAGGGAAGUUUGUCAGCUGGCUACUGCCACUUAACCAAAGAGCCAAGUUCUUCAGACGAGGGACACUGGUGGUUUUGGACCCAGGCAGGCUUCCCAUCUUGCCAUGGGCAGAGUUUUGAGUGGACCUUGGCACUACUUGCUGGCCACAGGAGCAGGGGCACUGCAUGACUAGCACUGGUGGAGUGCUGUUUCCUCCACCUGACCGCACCUCUUCACUCUAGAACACAUCAGGUCUGUAAUGCAUCACAGUUGCAAGAGUGCAGUGGUCUGCCCAGCAGCUGGAAAUCCCCAGAAAAUGCACUAAUUCCUCCUACCCAGAGAGGAUUUCUGUGUGGGAGAAGAGGACCUGAUGGGGAAGCCUGGAUGCAGGGCACCCUGUUCACAGCCCACUGUUUUUGACCCUCCACCACAACCUUCAUGGAGGAAUUUGUGUGUUUUGUGAUUCCUCCUCUGUUUCACUGUGGAUCAGAUUAUUAGUGUGCUUUAAGGGGAUUGUUUUUCCUCUACAUCUAAUCAAAGUUAGCAGGAGCUGUAGCAAGCUUAGUGGUGGGUGAAGACUAGGGCCUGGCCCUGAAGGCAGGAGACACUACAGUGGCCUUGGGGAGCUGAGCUGACCUGCGUGUUUGAAAGAAAGAGCAGGCUCUGUCUAAGGCUGCUCCUGAUGGCAGCACGUCCCUUGCUCAGGGUGGGUGGGUGGAGCAGCAGGGCAGGCAGGCCAGAGGCAGGGAUGAACUGCUGCUGGAGCAGCCCCGAGGUCUGAAUUACAGAAUGGCUGAGGCUGAGGGGACCUCCAGAGGUCACACUGCUGCUGAAGUAGGGCCACCAGGAGCCCCAGCUGCCUCCCCUGAGGCGCUGGGAUGGGAGUCCUACACCUAGGGAAAGAUGCAGACCUGCCCCUGAGACCCCUUUGCCAUGAUGCUCCUGUCCUGGGUGGGUGUCCACGGUGUAAGUGGGAGUUUCUCCCCACGUGGGUGUGGACGAGCAGAUGUGGCAGGUCCUGCGCUGGGCCAUAUGGCUCCGUGUCUGUGUGAGGUGCAUGGCUCCAGUCUGGCUGAUAGCAGCUGUCAAGUAAGAACUGUAUUUAAAUGCACCUGUGUGGAUAUCAAACACAAUAAAAGAAUCCUGUGAAAGCCACAA